AGAGCAACACAGAGGCUCGUGCUCUGCGCCUCGAAUCCUGUCUCUCAAGUCUGAGCGACCCUACGACGUCUCCUCUCGCUCCUUUCCCGGGGCUUUCAACGUUUAUUACCGCCUUAUAACCACCCCCGGGGGCUAGCGAGGGAAACCCUUUAAGAGCAGGAUGCAGUAGGCUGGACUCCGUCCCCUGAGAUGUUACUGAUCUAUGAAGAUGGGUCAGAGAAGGAAGUCACGCCGGUGAGGCAAACAAGCCGUCCACCACCCCUCAAAAGCUACCGCAGCUACACCAACUGACACAGCCAUGCCCCGCCUGCCCUCCUGAUUUUCCUCCCCAUCCUCCACACCUUCCCUCGGUUGAAUCACAGAGACAGCAUCCCAUCCGACCCCUCCUGUCUAGUCAGCAUGGCUACACCCUUCUUGUGGAAGCUGUCAUCCCAGAAGCUGGGCUUCUUCCUGGUCAGCUUUGGGUUCAUCUGGGGCAUGAUGCUACUCCAUUUCACCAUCCAGCAACGAGCCAGCCAUGAGAACAGCGCUGUGCUGCGGCAGCAGAUCCUGGACCUGAGCAAGCGCUACAUCAAAGCACUGGCUGAGGAGAACCAGAGUGUCAUGGAUGGGCCAUAUGUGGGAACCAUGACAGCUUAUGACUUGAAGAAGACGCUGGCAGUGCUGCUGGAUAACAUCAUGCUGAGGCUGGGCAAGCUGGAGUCCAAAGUGGAGAACAUCUACAACGGCACGGGGGGCAAUCUGACCAACGGCACCAGCACCGCCACACCCAGUGCUACAAACUCAGAAAAAGUCAACGUGGCAGACCUCCUAAAUGGAGCCCAGGAGAAGUGCGAGCUGCCGCCUUUGGAUGGUUUCCCUCACUGCGAGGACAAGCUCAAGUGGAUGAAGGAGAUGUGGCGCUCAGAUUCCUGCUAUUCUAACUAUGGGGUGGAUGGAUCCACCUGCUCCUUCUUCAUUUACCUCAGCGAGGUGGAGAACUGGUGUCCUCGUCUGCCCUGGAGGACGAAGAGCCUGAGUGACGAAACGGACCGGAGGGGGCAGGCGGAUAUCCGGACCAGCUUCGAGGAGCUUUACCGCAAGAUGUCACAACGGGAGGAGUUUCGCUGGAUGAUGCUGAGGAUCAAACGCAUGGCCGAGCCGUGGGUCAGCGCCAUCCGAUCGCUGGCUGCCAAGCAGAACCUGGCCAAGCGGCGGAGGAAGAAGAUCCUGGUCCACUUGGGUCUGCUGACCAAGGAGUCAGGCUUUAAGAUAGCAGAAAAUGCCUUCAGCGGUGGCCCACUGGGCGAGUUGGUCCAGUGGAGUGAUCUGAUAACCACGUUGUACCUGCUGGGCCACGAUGUUCGUAUUUCAGCCUCCUUGACUGAGCUCAAAGAGAUCAUGCGGAAGGUUAUGGGGAACAAAUCCAGCUGCCCCACUCAGGGCGACAAGGUGGUAGAGCUUAUUUACAUCGACAUCGUGGGUCUCACCCAGUUUAAAAAGACGCUGGGGCCUUCCUGGGUCCAUUACCAGUGCAUGUUGCGGGUGCUGGAUUCGUUUGGGACGGAACCUGAGUUCAACCACGCCCACUACGCCCAGUCCAAGGGUCACAAGACGCCUUGGGGGAAGUGGAACCUCAACCCACAGCAGUUCAACACCAUGUUCCCUCACACCCCUGACAACAGUUUCUUGGGUUUUGUUGUGGAGCAGCACCUCAACGCCAGCGACAUCAAGCACAUUGACGACAUCAAAAGGCAGAACCAAUCGCUGGUGUACGGAAAAGUCGACAACUUCUGGAAGGACAAGAAGAAAUACCUUGACAUCAUCCACAGCUACAUGGAGGUUCACGGCACCGUACACGGUACCAGCACCGUCCACCUCCCAAGCUACGUCAAGAACCACGGCAUCCUGAGCGGCCGAGACCUGCAGUUCCUUCUCCGAGAAACUAAGUUGUUUGUGGGUCUGUCCUUCCCCUACGAGGGUCCUGCCCCCCUGGAGGCCAUCGCCAACGGUUGCGCCUUCCUCAACCCCAAAUUCAACCCUCCGAAGAGCAGCAAGAACACUGAUUUCUUCAAGGGCAAACCCACUCUGAGAGAGCUGACCUCUCAGCAUCCGUAUGCCGAGGUGUACAUAGGUCAGCCCCAUGUGUGGACGGUGGAUAUUGAAAACUCUGCAGAGGUGGAGAGGGCCAUCCGUUCCAUCCUCAGCCAGAAGAUUGAGCCCUACCUGCCCUAUGAGUUCACCUGUGAGGGGAUGCUGCAGAGAGUCAACGCCUUCAUUGAGAACCAGGACUUUUGUCACGGUCAGGUCAUGUGGCCUCCUCUCAGCGCCCUGCAGGUGAAACUGGCCGAACCCGGACGCUCCUGCAAGCAGGUGUGUCAGGAGGAGCAGCUCAUCUGUGAGCCCUCCUUCUUCCAACACCUGAACAAGGACAAGGACCUGGCCAGGUUUGGUGUGGACUGUCAGACGGUGGAGUCAAGCGCCGACACGUUGGUCCCGGCCUACAGCGACACUCGCCACCACUGCAUCUUCCAGUCUGACCUGCUGCUGUUCAGCUGCGCCGGCGCCCACCAGUCUCUGCGACGCAUCUGCCCCUGCCGCGACUACAUGAAGGGCCAGGUGGCGCUGUGCAAAGACUGCCUAUAGCACCGACACGCCGGCUGACGGAGGGCUGACGGCGGUGGCGUGUGUGUGGGAGGGUUUAGAGGUUACCGGAGCAGCUGUCAAACACACACACACCGGACUCCUUUUGUGGGGGAAAAAAACGUUUCAAGACUGCGUUCGUUCUUCAUAUUUAUUGUUUUCCUCCAGAGCUGUGGGAGGAGAAACACUCCUGCAGCCCACCUGAGCGGAUUCAGUGUGAAAUUACUUGAAUCAACAAAGGGAGUGGCGUUUAAAAGCCCAGCAGAUGAGCUCUCUGUGCUGCUGCCUGGGUGGACUGAACAUAUCAGUGACUGCCUGCCUGUUUGUCUGCAGGUUUUUCGAGGGCAGCCAGGGACCAAGGAGACUCCCACCUCCCCCCCGUACAGCCACCCUCACUCCUCCAUCCAUCUCCCCUGCUCUGAUCUGAAACUGUUGUUCUUUAGGUAGGUUUGCACUGGACUGGCACGCCUGACACAAACACAGCAACAACAUAUAAACACAUCUACACACACACACACACACACACACACACACACAUAAAGGCGGCUAAAGAAGAACCCAGUUUUACACUGUAACCAACUCUCUUCUGGACAAAAGAGACAAGAUGUAACGUAGAUAUCUAGAUUUUUAUUCCCCCCAGACUUACAGCAAGCGUCCAUUCCUCCCUUAAAAAUUCAGCGGAUGUGGCUCAGUAGAUUUUCAUAAGUUGAACACUUGUUUUCAAAUGACUUUUCACUUUAAAAGACUGUGUCAAAAGGCCAGUAGAGGUAAAAGACGUCUCAGUUUGACUGUUUUACGACGAGGAUCAGGGAGGAGGGCGAGGCUCAUUCUCCGUGGCUACGUGUCGUUAGGAUGUGGUGACGUCGUGUCGUAGCUCGUCGUCGGCAGCGGCGGUAACACCUAGAAGCCUCAUUAACAACACCAAGACUCCACAGCCUGCCGAGAAACACCUUAACCCAGAUGGUCGCCUUGACAAUUUAAAGAAAAAAUUCCAAAAACUCCCCCCCAACACUCGUCUCUCAUCUGCCACACAGCAGCUGUAAAUCCUGUCCAGCAAAACUGUACGCAACAUGCCAACGAAGCGCUGCGAAACGGCGCCAAAAAAACCUCGCAUCACCGCGUUUUCUUUGGAUAAUCGUUAGGAUCUUAAUUUGCCUGGAGAUUUGCAAAAAAAACCCCUUGAAAAACAACAAAAAAAAGGUAAUAAAAUUUGUAGUUCUUGUGGUGAAUGAAAAAAUGCACUAAGUUAAUCUAUUUGGAGGUUUAACAGGAUAUUAGUAACACUGUAUAUUGUUCAUAUGAGUUUUUUCUUUUGUAUUUAUUUUGUAUACAGAUCUUUAUCGCUGUGUUUUUGCUGGAAAUCUUUGUUUUUUAUUUAUAGGAGGGGUGUCUUCUUUUGUUUUUUUUCUUUCUGUUUAGAGAUUUUUUAUUUAUGGAGGGUAAUUUAAGAAAAUAAAAUAUCUUCAAGUGUAUGAUUGAGAUGAGGAGGUUUGUCUGCGAUUGUUCCGCUUUUAGCAGCGAUGUGAGAAAAAAAACGAAUAUUUAAACAUUAUUCUGAGUUUUAACAAUAAUUUUGUCUUAAUUUUGGACUCUUAUUGGACCGUUGUUGCACAAAAUAAGGUUUUUUAUUCAUAAAUAUUUUGUAUUUAGGCACAAAUUGGACUCCAUACCUAGAAUUUGCAUUUUUAUAGUAAAUUGGUUUAAAGUUUUAGUCAUUUUUCUCUUCACUGCCUCUUUAAGACGAACACUUGCGGACAAACGUGAAAAAAGGAGCCUUGUACACUUUAAUGUGCUUUGAUUUCCAAUCUCAGUUUUUCUGUUUGCACACGUGUAAGUUCAGCCUGAAUGGCAGCGUUCGUUACACUCUACUUCCUCACUGUGUCUGCUCAGACUGUUGUUUUCUUUAUUUUUUCUUGUUGCACAGGUCAGUGAUCUGCCGCCAAGUUUAGCGUUUUAAAGAACAUGAUGUGCCUUUUCGUGGUUUUAAGUUCGCCUCUGUUUGACUGUCGGCGACCGUCGGGGUCAUUUUCACAACGCGAUGAAACAGCCUUCAGGCCCAGAGUGAAUUUUUUUUACAUUCUGCAGGAUCCUUUUCAUCUGAAUUCAAAUCAUUUAUUGUUUUCUUACUUAAAUCAGUCAAUUAAAUCAGUCCAGAUCUUGUAAAUUCCCCCUGAUUGGGCCUUUAGUGUUCAGAUUUCAGGAUGACAGCAGUGUUACGUUUGCCAAUACAUUUCUAAUAACACCAGAAGCCUCACCAAGGGAUGUUUAGCAGUAGUUAGAUUACCCCAAACGAGUAAUCGGAUUAUCGCAUUAUGAUUUUUAUUGCCUUAAACUGAUCACCCACAACAAACAAUCUGCUCUUGACCUCCUGCAGCUGUAACUGAGACACGAGUGGGUUCAGAUUCAACAACGUUAGUGUGACUGCUUCAUGUAAAAGCAUAAAGCUGGUGUCACUUUAGGUUUGUCAAGGUCCAAGCAAAUCCCAUAAAAAGCAAAUACGGCUGCACGAUAUGUUAUUUAUUAUACACAGGGUCAAAUUUGGUUGCAGAAAUGAAACACAACAUCAGUUAUAGGGCUGCACAAUUAAUUCAUUAUUAGUCAUGAAGCAGGUGUUUAACAAGCAGCCGCUUUUGUGUCAAAACUCAAUGAUUAAUUGGGAUAAAUAGACUCGUUUUGAUGUCAUUUAGGCUUAAAUUGUGCAGUUCCAGUCACUUGUAUGGAGAUAUUUCAGCUACAGAAAGAUUGAUAUUGACCAGAAAUGAUUAAUGCAAAAAACUACUGUAGAGGAAAUGUUCCAAGAGACUCGCACUUAAAAAUGUCUUGUUUCGCAUUUUCUCUCCCGCAAAAUCACCCCAAUCACUCUAGAAUGUUUCAUUCAGACAAACCAAACAUCAGACUGCAGUCCCGAUGAGCCAAAAUAAGCUGCUUUCACACAAUAGUUGAUUCAAUUCAUUGGUGGUUUUGGUCUUUUUAUGGGAUUUCUUCACAAAAACAGAGCCUCACCAGCAUUAUCCUUCAAAGUCUACACACGUCAGAGUUCCUUCUAUAAAUCUGAACCUCUGGUGUCAGUUACGUUUCAGUAAAAUUAUAAAGAGACGUUUUGAAGCCUUCACUGAACCCGGUUCCGCCAAAACCCUGUUCCGUUGCAGCUAAAAGCCUUAUUUACUUUCUGUUCGUCGAAGCAUCCGUGAGAGAAAUCCGCUCCGAGCACCGAGCCGACAGCUUGUACAGAACAAAUCACCAUAUCUUGUCUUUGUUGACCUCAGCAUUGAAUGUCUAGAUCAGAAAAGAAGAAGUCACAAACAUGUAUCAUGUGUAUUUGUUUGUCACACUUGUUUGAAGCUCUCAGUUUGCGUCCAGAGUCUAAAACAGAGCGACGAUGACAGGCGAGUAACGCAGCGACUACUUUGGAUUGGUUCUGUUUUUGUUUUGUUUGGUUCCACAGUCCUUGAUGAGUAAGAGGGAUACAACUUUAUUUUUAAAUAAACCUUUUUUCUGUGACAA
Molecule: messenger RNA, 6126 nt
Organism: Amphiprion ocellaris (clown anemonefish)
Lineage: Eukaryota; Metazoa; Chordata; Actinopteri; Pomacentridae
Gene: mgat5
Product: alpha-1,6-mannosylglycoprotein 6-beta-N-acetylglucosaminyltransferase
Exons: 17
Coding region: 400-2625 (741 amino acids)
Biological process (GO): protein N-linked glycosylation
Cellular component (GO): Golgi apparatus
Molecular function (GO): alpha-1,6-mannosylglycoprotein 6-beta-N-acetylglucosaminyltransferase activity
Source: RefSeq, a predicted model, not a curated record